AUGGCCCGUACAAAACAAACCGCUAGAAAAUCAACUGGUGCUAAAGUACCAAGAAAACAUUUGGGUAACAAAUCUUCUCAAAAAUCUUUUCCAUCAACCCAAGGUUUAAAGAAGACCCAUCGUUUCAGACCAGGUACUGUCGCACUUAGAGAAAUCCGUAGAUACCAAAAGUCAUCUGAACUCUUAAUCAAGAAGUUACCAUUCCAACGUUUAGUUAGAGAAAUCGCACAAGAAUUCAAAACCGAUCUUCGUUUCCAAGCUGCUGCCAUCCAAGCUCUUCAAGAAGCCUCAGAAGCUUACUUGGUUGGUCUCUUUGAAGAUACCAAUUUAUGUGCCAUCCACGCUAAACGUGUCACUAUCAUGGUUAAGGAUAUUCAAUUAGCCAGACGUAUCAGAGGUGAACGUGCUUAA
This is a messenger RNA of Dictyostelium discoideum AX4, 411 nucleotides long. RefSeq names its product histone H3 (gene H3b). Gene Ontology annotation, molecular function: DNA binding; protein heterodimerization activity; structural constituent of chromatin. Gene Ontology annotation, cellular component: nucleus; nucleosome; chromosome. Bases 1 to 411 code for a protein of 136 amino acids. NCBI's taxonomy places the organism in Eukaryota, Evosea, Eumycetozoa, Dictyosteliales, Dictyosteliaceae. Gene Ontology annotation, biological process: epigenetic regulation of gene expression. The record is from RefSeq and is a predicted model, not a curated record. The transcript is spliced from 2 exons.